Messenger RNA from Phytomonas sp. EM1, 4093 nucleotides. Lineage: Eukaryota; Euglenozoa; Kinetoplastea; Trypanosomatida; Trypanosomatidae. The record is from the annotation of a GenBank genome assembly.
GAAUUUGUUAUUAGCUACGUAAAAUAUAAGGAUUAGGGUAGCAAUGAACAUUAUUUACGCUUAUAAUAAUAAAAACGUGUUUCUUGUUAGGUUUGACGAAUCUAGAAAGGAUGUUGAAUGCAUAGAGAGUGCCCACAUACGCAGCUACUAUGUUUUACUCAUGCCACAAGUAAAAUGUGGAGAAACUAUAGUUUUACCUUCAGCAUCAAUACUUAGUCCACUUUUCAGAGCAUAUAGCUCCUGUUCAGAGUUGGUCCAGUCUUUUUUCCAAUCUUUCAAUCCGAUGAAUGCAGAUGCUGAAACCGACAUAGAUUGCUAUUGGAAUCAAACCUCCCUGCUAACUUCUGCAGCAGUCAUAUCAACCGCGUUUUCUACAUUACCGGUGGUAGAUGUUGUUAACUCAAGCGAGGAAGUCAAUUCCAUUGACUUAAAAUCUCAACUCUUGAUUGAUUUUCCGCCAGGUGCUUUUUUUGAUUUACAAAAGGACCGCCAAUACGGAUUUUCUUUUUGGAACUUAUUUCUUUGUGUAAUGUAUGCUGUUACAUUUGAUAGUGCAGAUUCCAUACCAAACUCAUACUUUUGCCUAAGCCAGUACAUAUCACGCUCUUUCCCCGAUACUAGCAAGCCAAAGAAUGCAGUAAGCUACUCGUUAGCUGUCUGGAAUGAAGAACUUCUCUGGAGGCUUAUCAAUUCCCUUUUAUCAACUUUAGGAGUCGUUCACGCAGCUGGGUUUCAUUUUGGAGGGCAAAUUACCACUGAUGAUAUUCUCUGCUUUGCGAUUCCUAGACAGCUAAGUAUGCAACUUGAAAAUACUUUGAAUUGUUUCCGGGGUAAAAUUGGACACAAUAAAUGGGGUGUUGAAGAUAUCAAAUCUUUUAUACACACUAUCAAUAGUAUUAUAUUGCCUUCUGCGCCAAUUAUGGCACAAACACCGGUGCAUAGGGCCUUCUUUACCCUGACCUGCAUCCCACGUAGCGUGUUUUCUAAUCACUGCAACCCUUCCUUUUUAGAGGGUGAAUCCUAUCAAGAAAAGGACUUGAAUUGUGUCGGAAAAAUUUUGCUUUCCAUCCUUGAAGCACAAAAGGCAUCGAAUGUUACCACCGAUACUCUCGUGAGCUCAGAGCUUAAGUUUUUCAUACAACGAAUGUGUGGAUCUUUCCCUUCCAGUAGCCAAACUACUGCUGCGCCAGCCGUUCAUUAUCUGACUCGACUGCAGGCGCUUCGUCUUCGCGCCAAUUCGUGGAUUUACUACCUACUUGCUGAGGAAACGCAUUUCCUUGCGUGCUGUUACCUUCAAUCACAUAGAAUAGAAAGGUUAUCUUUAUAUGAGGAUACACAAUCCAAAGGGCAAGCGAACUUCGACAUUCAGCAGAACACUCUCACCCUGAAGGAAAAGAUUACACAGCUUAUGGCGUAUGAAGCCGAAGUUAAUGAAAAAUCGAAGCUCUUGGAGGCUCGUGAAAACGAAUUGUCAAUUCGAGAGAAAAAACUUGAAGCCAUGCUCGCAUUGUAUGAACUCACCUAUGAGCAUCUUGAUAAACUUCCUGAUGCUCAAACUUCCGGUUACUCCGAGCUUCGACGUCAGCUUUGUAGCAGGUUUACUGAAAACGGCCUGUAUAACGAUACGAAAAAGGAUUGCAGUCCUUCACCGAACUCAAUGCCCUCAUCGACAUUGGAAUUCACUGCUCAUAUGGAUCGCGAACAGCAUCGCUUUAUGAAAGGUAAUAAAGUUGACCAUCGUAAUGGCACUUGUUCAUUGAUCCACCACCAUUUUAGCGAUUUGUGCCGAAAAAAAAGCAUAAAUGAGGCCUGUUCUCAAGUAACACAGCAGCUCGGUUCGGAGCCACAUUUUUCCUUUUCAGUACCUGUUAGCAGAAUAUCACCGGAUAAAUUGAAUCAAACUGCAACACGAGAAACCCUCGAGAAAAUCCCACAGAGUAAUACUGAAGUGAUGAAAGGCGUUCCAACGGAUGAACAAAGUAUCUUGCCUUACCAGAACUCGCCUAACAACGGUUUUUCUAAUCAAGUUGCUUCAUUUUACUCUAAUGUGGAUGACGAAAAGCUCUUUUCUGCUAAAAAAGCUGAACCCUAUGUCGCGAAAUUGCCUUCCUCCGGCUCUUCUCGCAGUAUUACUUUUCAGCAACAUGUCUUUGGUGAAAAAUAUAGCAUAGAUAAUACUCCCAAGGCCUUUUCCAAUGCUCACGACCCAGCACGGUCCCCUUCUUCAAAUAGUGUCACCGGCACUUCCCACACGCCACUAAAGGGUAAAUCAAUACGACAAGAGAAGCCAUCUAGUGGUUCUCUUUUUAAUUCACCACCUUCCUCAUAUCAGCCUGAUAAUCGAUUACCGUCUUUUCAAAGAUCUAGUAAAGCUAUUGAUAGUAGUAGCCCCCGCGAAGCACAUACCAAUGGUGCAACUGAAACCGGAGAGACAUCAAAAGGCUGUGUGGAUGACUUUCAUGACGAUGACAAGUGUAACAAUCACUGCACCCCUAAGCAUUCGGUUCCAGGGACACUUGGAGGGGAGGAUCAAAGCGCACGUAGUAAGUAUUCUACAAUGUUAUCCAAUAUGAAGGCGGAACGCACGGAUGCUAGCUACAAUAGUAUUGAUAUUGAUGAUACGCCAGGACUUAUAAAUCAGCGAAGAGUUCUGGUACCAAAGUUGUCUGGAGUCUUAUUGGAUAUUGAAUCCUUUUCCGUUCCCGAAGAUGCAGGCUAUAAAGAUGACGAUGAUGAGUCUAAAACACCAUGCCUAGGAGCAAGUGAUAAUCAGGGUUUGAAGGACCGAAAGUCCCGUCGCGAAUCGCGAACAACACGCGUUAAAACAGAACUAGACCAUAAUUGGGUUCAGCUACACUAUGCUGAGUUAGAGAAGAUGCAAAAUAAUUUUCGUCAAGACAGUGUCCCGGGACGUAGUAUUAACGCCACUCCUAGUGCCCGCACCACACCUCACAGUCUUAAAGUGACAAAAGGGGGACACCAUUCAGAUGUGUCGAGGGAGAGCCGCGGAAGUCAUUCAAAGGAGGUGGAGGCAUCGACGGAGGGGGUAAGUAAUUUAGACCUUACAUUAAAACGCUCUACAGAGCAGAAACAGCUGGAGGAUCAUCAGGGAGGGAGGGGUCGUAAUAUUGUAUCCCCCGAAAUCGAAGUUGUUACCGAAGAAGUAAUUAAAUGUGUGGAACUUAGUUCAAAUAAACCGCCUGCACCAUCUUAUUCUUAUCCGUCCGCCACGGAAUUGCUCGUGUCUAAUCAUUCUCAUGAUGAUGCUCGUGAGCCAAGCUCAAGUCACUCGACUUCGUUGAUUAAUCACAUUUCUAAAUUACCCACAAAAACGGUUGACUCCCGACUAAAGCAGAAAACCCCCAAGGAGAGAGUAUGCGCAACCAAAAUAGCCACUCCAAGACGCGGGGCGUCGUUUUUCACACCUCCGACUUCUUCGCUCUUGAACCUCCAUGUUCCAGAAAAAUAUCCCCCUAAAGAGCAGCAAAAGGGGGUGAAAGGCCAUAUGAGCAGUCGUGCGUGUGGCACUGAUUCUGGAAAGCGAAGUUCAAUUAUUUCAGCUACUUCAAAGCUUGCAACUCCUCGAAACCAUUUGAACUCGUCCUCACCUUCUUUAGCCUUCUCUCAAGCCCUUUUCUCUACGCAUUUGCAGAAGCAUAUAGAAGUGCAGCGCCAGCCUCAAGAUCCUCCUGCCAGUCCUCGGCAGAAAGCUAUAAAUGUGAAGCGAGUUCACUCAGCAUCUGCAAAUGUGUUUUCCCAUGUCACAAAUCCACCAAGAGGCAGCACACUGAGCAACACAUCCGAGGUAGAAUCUUUAAAUCGUCGGAAAAUCAAGCGCAGCGAAUAUUCAGUGCGCGCUAUGAGUACAGAAGACGUGGCUUUUCAAACCCCGCGAGGGUUUGAAGGUGUGUUAAACGGCGCUUCAUCUCGACGGGGUCCUCCAUUGCAGCCAGCAGAUAUUUCCCCGAAUUCUGCUAAAUUUUUAUCUGAGAACCUAAGCGACGCCAAAUGCCGUACUAAGACUAGCUCUGUAGAUAAUGCUGCACAGGAUUUACUAAGGCGACUUCGAAACAAUGUUGCCUUGACAUCUUAG